AUGGAUUCAAUACAAGCAAUAAUUCAGGCGGCGGCGACUUUAUCGAACAUAGAGGACGCAGACAAAGAAAGUCUACUUAGCCACCGCGAGGAGCUAGAGUCUGCGUAUCAACACUUAAAGGCUUUGUUACAAUGCUCACCGGCAACACAUGCAUCCGCUCCUCAAGAGACGUCGGCCUUUGAUGCUCCAAACACGCAGGCAGCAGCUUCCUCCCCUUUGGGAACAUUAACCAGCGAACCUUCAGGCACGCAGCCAGCGGCGCCUGAGGAUGUGGCUCGCAAGAAAACGGAAGAGUUCAUGAAAUCCCUAGACUCGCAUCAGGAGGAGAUAAAAGAGUUUCUCGAUAAUAUAAAGGAGCCUGUGCUAUUAAGCAGUACAGACUGGACGUUGGAAGACCCUUACAUAGUCGACAUAUCUUUCACCGACAAAAAUGCCCCACCUCUUGUUAAAUUCCGCUCGCUCUUAGGUGCAAUCGGUUUAGCAGAUGAGUACAUCGUAUGGGAAAGGGCUGAUCUUCAGAAAACAAAAGGAAAGAGAAAAAAGAGAAUCAACGCAAGAUUGGACGCUUUGUGUGAUGAUCUAAGCUCUGGCAACAAAAAGUCGUCUUGUUUCGAGAGGUAUGUGAGAGAAAACCCAGAUAAAUUCGACAAUAAAGAAAUGGCAAAGCGAUACACGGAAUUUGGCCUCAAGUAUCGCGUGUUCGGAAAGAUAUAUUCGUCACUAGCUAGGGUGCACUCGGAUGUCACUGAACCAGGCACGCACUAUGGUGUUCUGGGUCUAUUAUUUCUCUCAAAAGAAUUGUUUCGGCGUCUAAAAUAUGCUUACAUGCCACAACUUGCAAAUGCCAUACUAGUAUCCAAGUGGGCAGAGGUUGCUGAUGCAAAGGAUGAAUGCAUAUCUUCCUGUCUCAAGGCCAAUUACGAACGAGUCCGGAAAAUUCGGGAAACCAGAAAACGGAAACACAGCUUACAAACAUAUGACAGAUCUGAAGAGCAAAAAAAGCGUCAACAUAUAGAGGACCCUGUUUCCGGUAUUACUCGGACAGAUGUCAUUGGGGGUCCGUAUUUUGUUGAUUCACAAGGGUAUUCUCUCGACCCUACUUUCACCGAACCACUUCCGUACCCACCUGCCUUCGUUAGCCCUGGUGGACCACAGUACUUUCCAAGUUUAUCACAACCUCCCCCUUCUAUUGGAGAUUCGCUUAUAUCACACGAUAUGUCGUCAGAGCCACAUCCCCCUUCCGAAGGGGUUGGCCUGUCGCCUGGGGAGAUAGAAUCUGCAGUGGGAAAUUUUCUUUCUAAUCUGGGUAUGGAGCAAAACUAUGUGGACUCCUGCAACACAAACCCCCACACUGAUACUGCAGCUUGUGCUUGA
Messenger RNA from Aspergillus tanneri, 1374 nucleotides. RefSeq lists its product as uncharacterized. The transcript is spliced from 3 exons. NCBI's taxonomy places the organism in Eukaryota, Fungi, Ascomycota, Eurotiomycetes, Eurotiales, Aspergillaceae. The record is from RefSeq and is a predicted model, not a curated record. The coding region runs from base 1 to 1374 and encodes 457 amino acids.